AUGCGGGCAGGGAAAUUCAGAGCAGCAAUCGACAGGGCAAAGGCUGUAUAUCUCAAGAAAAACCAUUGUGACGAUGAUAUUCCGCCCGUCGUCACCUCGUCGUGCUGGGACCGGCUCCCAGUUGAGAUCCUGAUCAGCAUCUUCGGCCGUUGUCGAUUGCAGGAUGUGGUUAAUUUGAGACUGGCCUCCCGAGCCUUCAACACCCUCAUAGAUGCCCACGAACAGGCCAUAUCGCGGGAAUACCUACGAUUGCGGAGGCAUGGGAGUUUGCCAUCGCCGAUCAACGAAUUAAAAGAAUAUACAAGAGAGCCGGAGGAUGAUGUGAUUCUUCUUUCGGAUCUGUUCCCGCCACCGAAGAUUGAAAAUCGCACCCAAUAUGCGUAUUCGUUUAGGUACCUGUGGAGCUUGCGGAGGAGGCAGGAGGUGUGUUCGAAACUAGCACACUAUCUCGCAGAGAGUGUGUUGGAUAGAUACUUGCGGGAUCCUACUCAUAAAGCAGCAUUUACCUCCAAGAAAGACCUUCAGGUUUGCCAUGAAGGCGGCACAGCGCAGUUGCAAUUCAAGCUUACGCCCCUCAUGUUUUACACUCUCUUCUUCCUCGAAACUUACGCGCAGGCCCGCUACGAACUCCAAUCCAAGCUCUAUGCCACAUAUAAGGCCGGCCGACUCCCCGUCGCUAUCCAGCCCAUUGACCGCACUCUAAUGUUCCGCAAACUUCAAGCCAAAAUCGUCAGUAGCCCUCCAUUCACCAACACCCCGACCCUCGUGUCCACCCACCAUUGCAUCCGCCUCCUUGUCACCUACCUCCGAUUCGCCCUUUCCCCCGAGCCGCCCUUUCACAUGCCCUGCGAUCCGUGGAUCAGCAUGCUGCUCACCACUUCCGGCCUGGGCCGCAUUGCCGAAUUCUUCGCCGCUGAGAAGGGACGGGGCAAUAACCAGCGCAGCAUGCGGAAGGAGUUCAUGCGGAAUAUGCAGGCGGAUUGGGAUGCCAGUAGGAACGAUGAGCAGGCGUCUAAGGUAUAUGGGAGUGGGGAGGAAAGUAGGAGUCCGCCCAGUGUGCAGGAGAUUUGGUUUGAGGCGGCGACGAAUGAAAUGAAGAACCGCGGGGUUCUGCCGCAUAAGACAGAGGAUUGGGUGUUGGUCAGGGAAGGGAUGAAGAUUAGUAUUGGGUGUCAAAACUGUAUAGGGGAGGAAGGGUGGCCAGCAUGA
Molecule: messenger RNA, 1209 nt
Organism: Blastomyces dermatitidis ER-3
Lineage: Eukaryota; Fungi; Ascomycota; Eurotiomycetes; Onygenales; Ajellomycetaceae
Product: F-box domain-containing protein
Exons: 3
Coding region: 1-1209 (402 amino acids)
Molecular function (GO): protein binding
Source: RefSeq, a predicted model, not a curated record